Camelus dromedarius (Arabian camel) is the source of this 863-nucleotide messenger RNA. RefSeq names its product kallikrein-12. Gene Ontology annotation, biological process: proteolysis. Gene Ontology annotation, cellular component: secretory granule. The transcript is spliced from 5 exons. Gene Ontology annotation, molecular function: serine-type endopeptidase activity. Bases 1 to 747 code for a protein of 248 amino acids. Lineage: Eukaryota; Metazoa; Chordata; Mammalia; Artiodactyla; Camelidae. The record is from RefSeq and is a predicted model, not a curated record.
AUGGAGUCCAGCAUCUUUUUGCUCCUGUGUCUUAUUGGGCUCAGCCACCAGGCCACGGAGAAGAUUUAUAAUGGCGAGGAGUGUGUCCCUCACUCGCAGCCUUGGCAGGUGGGGCUGUUUGAGGGCAUCCACCUGCGCUGUGGGGGGGUCCUCAUUGACCGCAGGUGGGUUCUCACAGCCGCUCACUGCAGUAGCAGCAGGUACUGGGUGCGCCUUGGGGAACACAGCCUCAGCAAGCUGGACUGGACGGAACAGAUCCGGCGCAGUGGCUUCUCCGUGACACACCCCGGCUACCAGGGAGCCCUGCACAGCCAUGACCAUGACCUCCGGCUUCUGCGACUGGGUACCCCUGUUCUCCUGACCCGCAGCGUCCAGCCCCUACCCCUGCCCACCACCUGUGCCCCGGCUGGCACUGAGUGCCACAUCUCGGGCUGGGGCACCACCAACCGACCAUUGAAUCCAUUCCCAGACCGGCUCCAAUGCCUCAACCUCUCCAUUGUCUCCAAUGCCACCUGCCAGGCAGUGUUCCCGGGGAGAAUCACAGACAACAUGGUGUGUGCUGGUGGCAUCGCUGGGCAGGAUGCCUGCCAGGGUGACUCUGGGGGCCCCCUGGUAUGCGGAGGAGUCCUUCAGGGUCUGGUGUCCUGGGGAUCCGUGGGGCCUUGUGGGCAAGAAGGCAUCCCAGGGGUCUACACCAAAGUUUGCAAAUAUGUGGACUGGAUCCGGAUGGUCAUGAGGAACAACUGACCUGCUCCCUCCACCUUCAUGCCUCUGCUUGGGGCCACUCUGACCGUCAGCACCAACACCUCUUCCAUCAUCAACCCCAGUUCCCACUCUUCGUAGACUGGGGAUCUUCCCGGAAC